Molecule: messenger RNA, 2298 nt
Organism: Zasmidium cellare ATCC 36951
Lineage: Eukaryota; Fungi; Ascomycota; Dothideomycetes; Mycosphaerellales; Mycosphaerellaceae
Exons: 5
Coding region: 1-2298 (765 amino acids)
Biological process (GO): regulation of DNA-templated transcription
Molecular function (GO): DNA-binding transcription factor activity, RNA polymerase II-specific; zinc ion binding
Source: RefSeq, a predicted model, not a curated record
AUGGCGCCCAAGUCUGGAGACGGGAGUUCUGCCCGACCUGCGGACGAGGCGCAACCCAAGGUCAAAGCAGCAUGUGAGGCCUGCCGCACUCGCAAGAUUAAGUGUGAUGGCGUCCGUCCUGUUUGCACGAGCUGUCAGAAGAAGAUCAAAGACUGUGUCUACAUCACCGAGCCCGACGAGCUGCGAGUUACCGCUUUGAAGCGCAGAUUCGUCGAACUGUCCAAUACAUCCUCCAACAACGAAGCUUUGAUCCGCCUUCUGCGCGACACCGCCGACGACGAAGCCCAAGUCAUCCUCGAACGUAUCCGCGCCGAUGAGAGCAUCUCGUCCAUCUUGACAGCUGGUGAUGAUGGCCGUGCACAUGGCUCAGCGACCAACAGCUUGAUUCUGGCGAUUGAGGGCGCCAACGCUCAUCGCUCUGGCGAGACCUCAUCCUCUGAAGCCAGCGACCCUCAGCUCCAGCAGCCCUCGACGCCUACUGAGCCGCCCACGGGCUUGAUCGAUAAGCAGUCGAUUUCAUUCCUGGUCGACCAGACCCAGCAGACGCGAGCAGCAGAGAACAGUGGAGCCUCAUCCAGCACGAGUGCGGAGUCGUCAAUACAAGAGCGCCGCGGGUCGACGAGGACCGCAGCAGAACCGCACGAUGAGGCCGAAGCGAUUCAUCGAGUCGGCAACGCGAGCAAACAAACGGCAGUGUCACACCCAUCCCCAACGCGCAGCCAGCGGAGCGCUGAAAAACGGACGCGGUUGUUCGAUCCGACGCGCCCGGGCCUUCAAGCACGGCCUACAUGGUCUACACCGGCGACGUUUCGUCCCAAGCCAGCGUCAAGCGUGAAUCUCCUAGCUACGAGAGCGCGUAGCACGGAUACGUCGUGGAAGAGAAGACUUGGGGGCGUGAAAGCGACCGACUGGGAGGUGUACUACACGGAUGACCAUACUCUGCUGGAGAUACUCAAGUGCUACUUCGUGUGGGAGAACCCGACUUUCGGAUUCGUCGAGGAAGAGCCCUUCUGGGAGGGCCUCAUCGUAGGAGGUUCAGAAUUUUGCAACCGCGCUUUAGUGCACGCCAUCGUGGCAUUUGGAGCUAAGAUGUUCUCUCUAUUCUCUCCUGAGAAGCCUGCUUCGAUCGGCCACCGUGCUAUGUACGAGAUCACGAAGCUCUGGGACUGGGACUCGGACGCUGCAGUCCCUGCCAACAUGUCUGCUGGACUCUUGCUCUAUGCAACGUUGGAAAGCAAUGGGCAAGAUAAGGACGGCGCUCCCUACAUAUCGGGCGCAGUGAACCUGGCUUCCGACUCAGGGCUCUUCUCUUCAGAUCGCUCGCCUCAGACAUAUCCCAGCUCUGACUCACAACUAGCAAAGCACAGGGCCAUCUUAGCCUGGAACUUGUACUCGUAUCAGGGCCAUUCACCGCCGGUCGGCCCACCCGUAAUCGAGAAAGAGGAAGACAGCAAGAAUUGGAGUCCUUACCCACUACAAAUGCCUCCAAGACCUGGUCUUAUGAGCAGCCAUCGAAGCGCGCGAGCAAUGAUGUGGAAGACGGCCAGCAAAAUCCUCCCACUUCACCAGAGACAUAGAGACGGUUCGAAUCGCGACUUACACUGGAUAAACGCCCUCGAGCUGUUCGAAGAGCUUCAAAGCCGGCGAAAGGAUUUGAAUGGACGAUUAGGGAUGCUUCACGGGGCCCCUCCACACGUCUUCACGCUGCACGUCAUUGAGCUCUUCAAGCCGUUCGUAGCUGCGGACAAUGAACCUCAGGCUCAAAUCAAGUUCAAACCUGCCCAUGACCACACUGAGCAGGCCCGACUUCAGCUAAGAUUGCUCGUCCAUCAAAUGGAACUUGAGCUUCCUGACCUGCCCUUCUCUCUUUACUAUCUGACGACUUCUGUAAUGUUCGUUGCCAACGACACGCUUAUGGCUCUCAAGGGCAAGCCGGACGUCUCUGACGAAAGCUUCUACUUCUGCUUGUGCCUCCAACUGAUGAGGCGCAUGGCCAAUGCCUAUCCGUUGGCGCGCUAUCUUAUCAUCGGCUUCCAGCAGGUUGCACGACGCAUCGGGGUCGAACUGCCAUCACAAGCCGCAGCCAUCGUGAAAAGCUUAGGCCCAGUGACACAGCCGACUCUUACACCCAGCAGCGAGCUUUUUGUGCAGCUGGACCUAGCAGCCACUGAUCCCGAGUUGUCGACGCUGCAGCGAUUGAAUGAGGAGUUCCAUGAGAUAGCCGAUCAACGCGUGCGGUGGCAGGAAGAGAAGGUGAUAGACUCUGGACCUGGAGGAGAGAGAGGAGGAAGCCGAUGA